Paraphaeosphaeria sporulosa is the source of this 1440-nucleotide messenger RNA. RefSeq lists its product as uncharacterized. NCBI's taxonomy places the organism in Eukaryota, Fungi, Ascomycota, Dothideomycetes, Pleosporales, Didymosphaeriaceae. The record is from RefSeq and is a predicted model, not a curated record. The transcript has a single exon. Bases 227 to 1144 code for a protein of 305 amino acids.
GCACCGUGUUAUAAACGACGCUGCCCGCCGGCCUCGAUCCAUCAAGACUGCCCCUCGCGUCCCGCUACCACACCCCGGCAUCAGCAGCCAGCUAUACGAACCCUAAGCAGAACACGAGGUGCCCCCGGCAGCCACCCGACCCUCUCAGCGCUGACGCCUCUCCCUACCUCUCUUAUCUGCGCCAUCGCGAUCUGCUCGCAUGAUGCUGUCGACUAUAUCACACUCCAUGGCGCCCACCCUCAGUUCACGAGACCCGCCCGCCCACAUCAUGACCACCACCACCACCCAGCUGCCCAUAUUAACCCCGCGGCAGCCCGCUCUCUCCCAGCGACCCUCUCUCCGCCUCGACACCCAGCAAAUCCGCACCUUUGGAAAGGGCUCCAGUCUGCGUCUCGACACACUCAGUGCUGUCUCGCCCACCGCCCGCAACACCUUCUCCAACGCCUAUGCACCCCCGGCCUCUGCAGCACCGGCCACUGGUCGCCCAUCCAAACUGCGCCUGUCCAUAGACAGCAGCUGCAACGCACCUAGCAGCGCAUCCACGCCUAGCUCAGCAUCCACCCUCUCGUCCGCCCUCACCUCCGCCUCUACCGACUCGUCUGCACUCAUCAUUCCCUACAAGCAGCCGCACAACGUCCGCUCCAUCCUCUCCAACGGCCCAGCCCCGCGUAAGAUGGCAUCCGCACGGCCGCUGUUCCCGGCCGAGAAACGCGUGUCUUUCCGCACGCCUCUGGAAGAGGAGAUCAAGACAGUAAAAUACACACUGGCGCAUUCGGACAUUGCCUCCUCCGUCUCAACCAUAGCCUCCCUGGCAACCACCUCUUCAGAAGAGUCGGAAGAAACCACCACUCUCCCAAUCAACACGCAGUCCGCUUCAACCGCUUCACUCACGCUAUCCAUUCCAUCAUCUUCAUCCAGCUCUUCCUUCGCCUCGCUGCAAACCUCGCCCCGUCCCAGAGGCCCACGCACGGGCGACAAGCGCGACUCUUCCGAGUCAGACAGCGACUCCUGCCCCGAGACACCCGUUGCAGGGCGGCGGAAACGCAGGCGAGACUGGCGAUGGACGCUGGGCCCGCUUCCGUCUGACGGGUCGGCCUCGACUUCAGCGUCGACGAGCGAGGCGACAAGCGAAGACAGCACCUAAGCAUAGCAUCAUGAAACGAAACGGACGGCGUUUGGAGACACGCAGCAUCACUACACGGCACGAGCUCGGGCUCACACACAGCACAGGCUUCGGCGUUUUUCAUCAUUUUUGCACACUUAUCCCCAGGGGACUAUUCAUGAGCAUUUUACGGUGUUGCGUCUUUCCAUGAUACCACAUCUGCAUGGCUGGCUAGCAUACUACAGCGCGGCAGCGAAGCGCGCAAGCAUUACCUUACAUACUACUACCUACUUAAUUUUGUAAAUACACAUGCCUUUCAAGACCGACAUCAUCCCAAU